CAGAGUCAAGCUUUCUGGAAAAAGAAUUUUAGAAGACUACAUGAUCAAAAUAAGUACAACUCUAUUCGUGAUGUGGGUAUCUUACUUCAUGAUGCAAUUCAAGAGAACUCUGUGGAAAAGGUUCAGGAAGAUAACGGAAGAAGAAAGUUAGAAGAUAGCAGCAAAGAUUUCAAAACCAACCUCAG
This is a messenger RNA of Racocetra persica, 185 nucleotides long. Lineage: Eukaryota; Fungi; Glomeromycota; Glomeromycetes; Diversisporales; Gigasporaceae. The record is from the annotation of a GenBank genome assembly.